CUUGACAGUCGAGCGAGAUUAUCAAAACAAAAUGAAAAUACAUCGUUUGUAAUGUAUUAAAACCUACGAUUCUACGCAAUUCCAUUGAUUUCUAUUUAAGUAAGACUAGAGUCUGUUGGUGUUAAUUAUGUCUUUAGUUCUGCGAUCAUACAUCAAAACAAAGAAAUAUGUAUCCAUGUCUGGUAAUACCAAUGUUCCACCGCCUUCGAAUGUAUACUGUUUGCUGUCUCGAUGUUUUAGCGACGAUAAAAUUGAAAAGGAUCCAGAAUACAACUGCAGCACCAUCAUUGUGGAGAACGGCCCUCACCUCCAGGAGCUUCCUCUAAUUGUAAGAAGAGCUAAAGACUUGACUGGCAUAAGAGAAGAAAAAACGAAUACAGAAAGAGCACCACAACACGACACUCACAACUAUCCCCUCAUACAGGCUGAGUUUAAAGAAUGUUUAGCUCUGAGAGAUGUCUUCAGUUUACUUUCAAAAUGUACCAAAAUAACACCAAAUAUUGCAUUGGGUGCUAUGGAGAGAAUUUAUCAUUUGGAGAAAAAUCCACAUCCAUUAGACACAACUCCAAAUUACAGUAGUGUAGCUAAGGAUGCUAUUGUAGAAAAGCUUUUAAAAGUUGUCAUGAAGACUGAGGAAACCCAGACAAUAUUGAAUGCAUUAAAUGCUAUUUCUACCUUCAUAGAGCCAUACAAAUAUGAGUUUUGUGAUGAGGUGUUGCUCCGGGUAUCGGAGAAUAAAUUAAACCUGGAUCAAAUUUGUAAAUUCAUGGAAUUUCUGGUCAAGAAUAGAAACAAUCAAAAGUAUUCAGAAAUGAUUGACAAGCUAUGGGUUGGUUUUGUUGAUCGUGAAUAUGAAAUAAAUGAAGACACUAUUUCUAAAAUAUUCAAGCUAUUGCCACACUUCAGGGAGAGUAAAAAGACAGUGUUGAACCUUCUUGAACAGAAGCUGUUGGAACUCUGGUGCAGGGUGAAGCUGCCCGGGAUGUAUGAAAUAUUAAAUACAUAUUUACAGGAAAACUCUUGGAGGCCAGAUUCAUUUGCAAUUAUUGCUGGCUGGUUGUACACCAACAUCCAUGCUCUAGAUGAUGAUUCACUACUGGAAAUGGUCACUGCAUUCACCAAAAUCAAGUACAAUGAUGGUCAAAUAGAGAAGUCAAUUGAAAGAUACAUAAGAUUGAAAGGAUCUAAACUAGAGUCCCCAAUACUCAUUGUUGGCAUUCUGAAUUACUGCAUGCAGUUUCGAAUAAGGAAUGUUCAUAUAUUAAAUGGAUGCCAAGAAUACUACUGGCGCAAAGGAAAUUAUAUUCCAAUUAACUUUAUAAAAUCAAUAAUUUUCCCUUAUGGGUUUUUGUAUUAUUACAACAGUAAUUAUUUUACAGCAGUUGAAAAAUUUGUUGAUGAUAAUUAUGAAAAAUUUAGUGCAGAUGAUGUAUCUUCGAUUAUUCUAGCAUUGAUUUAUACUUGCCAUUAUCCAUUACAAUUAGUACAAAAAAUAUUUACACCAGAGAGACUAUCAAAUAUUACUGAUGAUAGCUUGUUAAUGAGGAAAAUGACCCUAAUUGACACAGCUAUGACUUUAGAGUGUAAACAAUAUUUGGGGCCUAUGUUACCUAAAGACCAGUGGUCUAAAUCUGUGUCACAGGAUGGUAGGGUCAGGAAAAUUGUAACUUUGAUCCAUGAAGAUUUGUUGGAGAUAGCUGGUGGGUCUGAGAGGCUGUCUGUAUCCGUGCUGGUGCCACACUUGUGCUCCGAUGAAGCAUACCUUAUUGACAUCAUGCUGCACCCUGUAGGCCUUGGCAGUAACACUUUUAAUUGGAAAUCCAAAUGUGCCAAAGAUGAGAUUGUGGCUGUUCUGGUCCACUUGCCUGAACACUACUGUUCUGAUGAUGAACUGGUUGGCCCCCAAGAAAUGAGGAAAAGACAUUUACGAUUACUGGGCAUGAAGGUUGCUAGUCUCAAAUACACAACACUUUAUGAUUUCAAGAGCAGCAAAAACAAUGUAGGCUUACAGAAAUAUUUAAAGGAAUGUAUCGAUAAUGCCAGUUUGUCACUGUAGAAAAUUAUUAAGUAUGUGUUUUGACUUAGUUAGG
This is a messenger RNA of Plutella xylostella (diamondback moth), 2090 nucleotides long. RefSeq names its product FAST kinase domain-containing protein 3, mitochondrial. Lineage: Eukaryota; Metazoa; Arthropoda; Insecta; Lepidoptera; Plutellidae. The record is from RefSeq and is a predicted model, not a curated record.